Sycon ciliatum is the source of this 1769-nucleotide messenger RNA. Its product is annotated as DNA methyltransferase 1-associated protein 1-like. Gene Ontology annotation, cellular component: Swr1 complex; nucleus; NuA4 histone acetyltransferase complex. Gene Ontology annotation, molecular function: transcription corepressor activity. Gene Ontology annotation, biological process: negative regulation of transcription by RNA polymerase II; DNA repair; chromatin remodeling. The transcript is spliced from 19 exons. The record is from RefSeq and is a predicted model, not a curated record. Lineage: Eukaryota; Metazoa; Porifera; Calcarea; Leucosolenida; Sycettidae. Bases 310 to 1728 code for a protein of 472 amino acids.
AUGCUACGCGGCAGUCAUUCAAAUAAUUAAAAACAAAGACAAUAGUUUUCAGUACUUGUCCACACUACGUACACGCUCUUGCAUGCAUGGAGCAAUACGUUAUGGUACAGAUGUAGCAGAAACUCACAAGUAGUUUGUGCCUGCGUUCCUGCAUCGCCGAAGCUUGAACUAAUUAUUUCCACGAAAUGUGGAAAGCCUGGAACCAUGCUCAGGAUGUGAAUUAGUAAACACAUUCACUUUUAUUUGGUCGGAACAAGAGAGAUCCAGUCAUCGGUUGAACUGAAGGCAGCACUAUUUGGCUAGCUCACCAUGAGCGGGCAAAACGAUGUACAAGAUAUUCUCGGAGACACGCGUCCAGAGCAGUCUGCAGCGUCCAUUCCAUCUAAAGAUGCCAUCCUCUCAGCAAGCAAAAAAAAGACUAAGAAGCAGCCCGAGGCUCCGUUCAAGAGGCCCGAGGGCAUGUCCAGAGAGGUGUACGCCCUGUUAUGUAGUGACAACACAAUCCCGCCACAAGUUGUGUCAAGUGACACUACGCAUGGUUACAAGGCGGCCAAGGCCAAGCUAGGGCGAGCCAGCGUGCGCAAGUGGACAUGGAUGCCGUUCAAGAACCCUGCUCGAUCGGAUGGCCUGGUGCUGAACCACUGGCGUCGGGCUGAGGACGAGGGGAAGGAGUAUGCGUUCUCUCGCUUUGACAAGCCGCUAGAGAUUAUCAAGUACUCGGAUGUUGAGUAUGAGCAACACUUGGAGAAGGACCAGCAGUCGGAACCGUCUUGGAACCGUGAAGAGACUGAUCAUCUCUUCGACCUUUGCAGACGAUUUGACCUGCGGUUCUUCGUUGUUCAUGAUCGAUUUGAUCAUGACAAAUACACGCAACGGUCAGUGGAGGAUAUAAAGGAACGAUACUAUGAUGUGUGCAACAAGAUUGAAGCUGCACGGAGCUCAACUUCUGCAACUGGCGCUCCGUUAGUCUGUGCGUAUGAUGCGCAACAUGAAACCCUCAGAAAGCAGCAACUUGAGAAGCUGUAUUCUCGGACUAAGGAGCAGGUCCAAGAGGAGCUAUCACUGCUGGCUGAACUGCGCAAGAUCGAUGCUCGAAGAAAGGAGCGCGAGCGCAAGCAGAUGGAUCUUCACAAGCUGAUGGCAGCUGCAGAAGUUUCCGAACGGAAGUCAGAGAAGAAGAAGAGCAAAAAGAAGGGCUCGCACGUUCCCGCUCCUGGUGCUGGAAAACAAAAGGGCAGUGCUGCCGACGCUUCAAACAGUGCCGUUGGUGUGUUCAAGCCUUUCGACAAAGCAGCCGGAGUCUCACUGCGCAGCUCCAAGAUCAAGCUCUAUCCGACCAGCUUCCCACAACGACGUAGCAAGGUGAUUGAUCAAGUGCUGGAAGAUUUGGGCGUCGGUGUGAAUCCCAUUGCCACGGAGAAGGUCUGUGUUGCGUUCAAUGAACUGAGAAAUCGGAUUGUUCUUUUACUGGAGCUGAAGAAUGCAGCUGACGGGCUUGACUAUGAAAUUCAGUCUUUCAAGCACGAGUAUGAAAUCCUGGUGCAGUCUGGCACCAAAACCCCUACAGAUGCCACUUUGAUGCAGGAGCUUGCUAAGACGCCAAUGAAGAGUGCUACCCUUCAGAUUAUCGACCAGGCCAACAGCAAGGAAGCAGGAACAACAAUGCGUAAGCGCCGGGCUACGUCAUCAAUAGAUGCUGCAGCAAUGCUGAAGCGAAAGAAGACGUAGUAGUAGUAGUAGUGGACCUAGUGGUGGUGGUGGUGGUGGUG